Messenger RNA from Labeo rohita (rohu), 3312 nucleotides. It is a transcript of the gene ncoa4, whose product is annotated as nuclear receptor coactivator 4. Gene Ontology annotation, molecular function: transcription coactivator activity. Gene Ontology annotation, biological process: intracellular iron ion homeostasis; response to hormone. The record is from RefSeq and is a predicted model, not a curated record. The transcript is spliced from 10 exons. Bases 292 to 2028 code for a protein of 578 amino acids. NCBI's taxonomy places the organism in Eukaryota, Metazoa, Chordata, Actinopteri, Cypriniformes, Cyprinidae.
UUGGGGUCGCUUCUGGGAGUCAUCGAGUGCAUUGCAUUCUGAUCGUGUCGUUAGUCGCGCCCCCCUGUGAGUGGGGCCCCGUGUACGUGCAGAAUCAGUCGGCACAUGUGGAGGACGAUAGAGGCAGAGCUGCCUACGUAUGCAGUGACGUCCCUGUGGGCCGAGGAAAGAGACUCAGAUAAACCGUGGAAACAAUUAGACUUUCAUCUAAUGACAAUAAGCGAACUAAUCGGCACACUUGGAAUUCAUUGACGGCCGUCGUAUAUCGAUUGAUUGAUUGACAAGACGAGCAUGUCACCCGUGGGGCAGAAAGAGAAGGCUGCCCUCAGGCAGUGCAUUCAGGCCCGGGCCCAGCUGGAGGAGGCCAUUGUUGGAGUAAUCAAAGCUGAAGUUCAGCUUAGGAGCAACUCUAGAGAGGUGAAGUCUCAGCUGCACAGCUGUAUCAGUAGACAUCUUGAGAUCCUUCGCUCUCGUGAGGUCUGGCUGCUGGAGCAGAUUGAUCUGGUGGAGCAGCUCAAAGGAGAAACUUUACAUCAGCAGCUUCAGCAGCUGCAUUUGCUCAAAGGCCAGUUUGACAUCCUCAUUCAUCAGCUGGAGUAUUCCAGUAGUAACAAUCUUGCCACCCAGCUCACCAACUGCCUGGAAAAACUUUCUUCUCUCAAUUUGACUCCUGAAGAAACCCCAGAGAUGAGUUUCCAAGCAGAUGCACGCAGCUUGCGCCAGGCUAUCACUUCCUUUGGGACCAUUUCUACCCAGCAGAUGGAGAGCUCACAUUCUUCUGAGAGACCACGGCUUCUCCAGGACUGCCCAGUUGCUUGCAAGAAACAGAAAAUAGAUCCUGAAUGGGCCACACCUCUGGCUGAGUGGCUUCUAGGGAGCCGUUCGGUAAGCAGCGCUCCUGUAGGACACCACUUGAGCACAAACCCUCAGGACUGGCUGCUUGUUUCCAAGGAAUCUCAGGAAGAGCGACAGUUACCUGCCUUUGACUUCCAAAAGGCUUGGGGCCAGCUUCAAGACCUCGAGUCGUGGCUUCUUAAGGAGAAAUUGCCAGUUCGUGAGCGAACCUGCAGCGGGAGCUCAACCUUCUCAAUUGAGAUGAUCGAGGAAAGUGACUUAAAUAUAGAUGAGGUGGAAGACCAGCAGGAGAAAGGGGAAGACACUUUUGAGGAAGAAGAGCUCAACAAGUGGCUCAUCACCCCAAGCCCGGUCAAACAAGAUAAGACCAGCCCGGUGUCCGAUGCUGACCGCUUCAAGCAGAUCAUCAAACCCUUUUACGAGAGCUUCGCCUCCAGCGAUUGGCUAACAAAGUCUGACUGCAGCUCUUGCUGUGCCACACGUACCACUGCCGUUGAAAUCGAGAACCUUGGAAAGCUCAAGUGCCUGAAGACUCCACCUGUGUCCACUGCCAGCACUCCAGUCACCAGUCCGGAUCCCAUCGAGAUGUGGCUUCACAAGACCAUCCCUAUCGAGACCACCUGCAAAGCCAACGAGACCUGUGCCAGCUACGCUCAAUGUGUCUGUGACGACAACUGCGGAAAAGAGGCCCUUAGUGCUUGGCUCCUCAAGAAAGAGGGUCGAGAUAAGAACGGUGUUCCUGUCAAUAAGAACACCACAAACAAAGCCUCCAGCCACCAGCAGGAGCAGCAGCAGAAGGUUCAAGCCAUUCUAGAGGCGUGGCUACACCCGAGCAACAGUGCCAAGUCCCCUGCCCUGACGUCCCUCUCUGCCUGGGUGACCCCGUAUAUCAAAACCUCAGACUCUGAGAGCUCCACCCAGGAGCCUUUGCAGAAUUGGCUUGUGCCAGCAAUAAAGCACAUAAGCACAAUCACUGAGACGCCAAACGAACCAAAGAGCGAGAACACUAAAGAACAAGACAGCAAAGACACAGAGGAGGACAAAUGGCUUCUACGCAAACGGGCCAGCGCACAGGAAAGGCUGGGCCUACCCACAGUAUGUGACCUGUUUUCCUGUAUGAAGCUCGGUGGAGACAAAGAUAAGUGGCUACAUCAAGCAGCUACACAGAUAUGAAUGGAACAUCCACUGGCUUUCGGAGAUUGACUCCAGCGCUAUUUAAUUGCUGAUUCUUGCACAAUAUUUUUCUUCAGUGCUCUUUAGGGAUUCAUUCUCUCUGUAAUCUUUUGGAGAUUGAAAGGGUGAUCUGGACUGAAGGUCCUGGCCGAGAGGCAGGGCUUUUGGUACACCAUCACUUGAGGAAGUGUUAAUGCAGGGGAAUUUCUGUGAUUUUUGCUCUUAUCGGCUUAACGCAGUUAAAUUCCAGUAAUGUGGUGAAGACCAAUGUGUUUAUAUUAUUAUUCAGUCAUGUGAUUUAGAAAUCACAAGGAAAAUGGGCCAGAUUGGUGCAUACAAAACAAAUACAUUUUUAUUUUUUUCCCUAUGGAGGCAUAGUGGGAGGGGGGGUUUGGGAAGAACUAAAAUAAAAAAUAAAUCUAUAUUAAUUUUAAUCACGCACAGUUACAGCUUUUUUAUUCACGUUUCAGAACUCAGUCCCUCACAUUUGGAAGAAGACAUACUCUAAAGCAGAGAAUGAUUUCCUCUAUUAUCAGUUCUUUAAAUAUAUAUUUAUAUAGAAUUUUACUAUUUUCUCACGUAUGAAAUGAGCUUCCCUUGCUGUUUAUUUCAGUGAGUAUCGUAUAUACUUUAGUGACAUACAAAACUCAUACAGCAGUUAAACAGCAUAACAUCUGUUAUUAAAACCUCAAGACAUCUGAUGACUCGUGCCUGACAUUGAAUGUGUAGCAAUGCUUGCUGUCAGUCCACCUUUUUCUAUGUGUGGAAAACAAUCCAUCGUAGUUUGCCAUUUCUGCUGUGUCAUGGGCUACAGCAGCCGACUUUGUUGUGUGGUCUCUGUGUUAGGCUCAAACGUGUGGUAAAUGUUUAGCACAGAAUCACUAUAGUUCUUUUUCAAUUGAACUGCUCAUAUAAUAACGACUGGUAUUGCUUGAUGUCUCGAUUAACCACCCUGUCAACAUACAAGACAAGAUUUAUACUUUGCACUUGCAGAGCACAGGCUACAAGUGAAACUUGGUAAAUUAAACCGCUUCUUUUAGACAGAAAAUUCAUUUUCAUUAUUAUGUCAUCUCGUGUACCAAUCUUUCACUUAGUAAUGGACCAAGGACUUGGUACAUAAACAUUAACAAUGCAAAACUCAUGUUUUGUUUUCUGUCAGCAUGUGCCAGUGUUGGACUGCAGUAUUGCACACGUACAUAUAUGUAGGUUUAUCUCAAAUAUUGCUUACGUUAUCUCUAAUGCUUUGAUCUUUGUCAACUGAAUAAAUAAAAGUACAUAACUGUG